This is a messenger RNA of Oncorhynchus masou masou (cherry salmon), 3882 nucleotides long. RefSeq names its product mucin-2-like. Lineage: Eukaryota; Metazoa; Chordata; Actinopteri; Salmoniformes; Salmonidae. The record is from RefSeq and is a predicted model, not a curated record. The transcript is spliced from 3 exons. Bases 1 to 3882 code for a protein of 1293 amino acids.
AUGAUAACCACAACUGCAGUACAUACUACGACAACUACAACCGAAGCUGCUACGACAACCACGACUUCAGCGCCUACUACGACAACCACAACACCUACGAUGACAACCACAGCUGUAGCUCCUACGACCACCACAACUGCAGAACCUACUACAACAACUACAACACCUACUACGACAACCACAACACCUACUACGGCAACCACAACACCUACUACGGCAACCACAACACCUACUAUGGCAACCACAACACCUACUACGACAACCACAACUGCAGCUCCAACUACAACAACUGUAGCUCCUACGACCCCCAUAACUGCAGCACCUACAACGACAACUGUAGCUCCUACGACCACAACUGCAGCACCUACUUCAACAACUACAACUGCAGCACCUACUACGACAACUACAACCGAAACUGCAACAAUAACGAUGACUUCAGCACCUACUAUGACAACUACAACACCUACUACGACAACACCUACUAUGACAACCACAACUGUAGCUCCUACGACAACCACAACUGCAACUCCAACUACAACAACUGUAGCUCCUACGACCACCACAACUGCUGCACCUACUACGGCAACCACAACCGAAGCUGCUACGACAACCACGACGUCAGCGCCUACUACAACAACGACAACACCGACAUUACCUACUACGACAACCACAACUGCAGCUCCAACUCCAACUGUAGCUCCUAUGACCACCACAACCACAACACCUACUACAACAACCACUGUAUCUCCUACAACAACUACAAAUGCAGCUCCUACGACAACAACAACUGCAGCUCCUAUUACAACUUUAGAUCCCACGACCACUACAACAGAAGCACCCACUACGACCACUACAAAUGCAGCUUCUACGACAACAACAACUGAUACUCCUACUACAACCACUACAACAAAAGCACCUACAACCAUAACUGUAGCUCCUAUGACAACCACAACUGCAGCUCCAACUACAACAACAGUAGCUCCUAUGACCACCACAACUGCAUCACCUACUACGACAACCACAACACCUACUACGACAACCACAACACCUACUACGACAACCACAACUGUACCUCCUACGACAACCACAACUGUACCUCCUACGACAACCACAACUGUACCUCAUACGACAACCACAACUGUACCUCCUACGACAACCACAACUGUGCCUCCUACGACAACCACAACUGCAGCUUCAAUUACAACAACUGUAGCUCCUACGACCACCACAACCACAACACCUACUACGACAACCACAACUGUACCUCCUACGACAACCACAACUGCAGCUCCAACUACAACAACUGUAGCUCCUACGACCCCCACAACCUCCGCACCCACAAUGACAACUGUAGCUCCUACGACCACAACUGCAUCACCUACUACAACCGAAGCUGCUACGACAACCACGACUUCAGUGCCUACUACGACAACUACAACACCUACUACGACAACCACAACACCUACCACGACAACAACAACUGCAGCUCCAACAACUGUAGCUCCAACGACAACCAAAACUGCAGCUCCAACUACGACAACCACAACUCCAACUUUGACAUCCACAACACCAACUAUAACAACUGUAGCUCCUACGACGACAACUGUAGCUCCUACGACCACAACUACACCAUCUACUUCGACAACCGCUGCAGCAUCUGCUAAAAUAACUACAACUGAUACUCCUACGACAACAUCUGUAGCUCCUAUGACAACUACAACUGCAGCACCUACUUCAACAACUACAACCGAAGCUGGUACGACAACUACAACACCUACUACGACAACCACAACACCUACUACGACAACCACAACUGUAGCUCCUACGACAACCACAACUGCAGCUACAACUUCAACAACUGCAGCUCCUACGACCACAACUCCACCACCUACUUCAACAACCGCUGCAGCAUCUGCUAAAAUAACUACAACUGAUACUCCUACAACAACAUCUGUAGCUCCUAUGACCACUACAACUGCAGCACCUACUUCGACAACUACAACUGUUGCACCAACUACGACAACUAUAACCGAAACUGCUACGACAACCACGACUUCAGCGCCUACUACGACAACUACAACACCUCCUAUGACAACCACAACACCUACUACGACAACCACAACUGCAGCUCCAACUACAACAACUGUAGCUCCAACGACCACCACAACCACAACACCUACUACAACAACCACUGGAUCUCCUACAACAACUACAAAUGCACCUCCUACGACAACCACAACUGCAACUCCAACUUCAACAACUGUAGCUCCUACGACCACCACAACUGCAUCACCUACUAUGACAACCACAACACCUACUACGACAACCACAACACCUACUACGACAACCACAACACCUACUACGACAACCACAACUGUACCUCCUACGACAACCACAAUUGCAGCUCCAACUACAACAACUGUAGCUCCUACGACCCCCACAACCUCAGCACCUACAACGACAACUGUAGCUCCUAUGACCACAACUGCAGCACCUACUUCAACAACUACAACUGCAGCACCUACUACGACCGAAGCUGCUACGACAACCACGACUUCUGCGCCUACUACGACAACUACAACACCUACUAUGACAACCACAACACCUACUACAACAACAACAACUGCAGCUCCAACUACUACGACAACCACAACACCUACUACGACAACAACUGCAGCUCCAACGAACCCCACAACUGCAGCUCCAACUACAACAACAGUAGCUCCUACGACCACCACAACCGCAUCACCUACUACGACAACCACAACACCUACUACGACAACCACAACACCUACUACGACAACCACAACUGUACCUCCUACGACAACCACAACUGCAGCUCCAACUGCAACAACAGUAGCUCCUACGACCACCACAACCGCAUCACCUACUACGACAACCACAACACCUACUACGACAACCACAACUGUACCUCCUACGACAACCACAACUGCAGCUCCAACUGCAACAACAGUAGCUCCUACGACCACCACAACCGCAUCACCUACAACGACAACCACAACACCUACUACGACAAGCACAACUGUACCUACUGCGACAACCACAACUGUACCUCCUACGACAACCACAACUGCAGCUCCAACUACAACAACUGUAGCUCCGACGACCCCCACAACCCCAGCACCUACAACAACAACUGCAGCACCUACUUCAACAACUACAACUGCAGCACCUACUACAACUGAAGCUGCGACGACAACCACGACUUCAACGCCUACUACGACAACUACAACACCUACUACGACAACAACAACUGCAGCUCCAACUUCAACAACUGGAGCUCCAACGACAACCACAACUGCAGCUCCAACUACGACAACCACAACUCCAUCUUUGACAACUGUAGCAUCUAAGACCACCACAACUGCAGCACCUACUACGACAACCACAACACCUACUACAACAUCCACAACUCCAACUACAUCAACUGUAGCUCCUACGACCCCCACAACUGCAGCACCUACAAUGACAACUGAAGCUCCUACGACCACAACUACAACACCUACUACGACAUCCACAACUCCAACUUUGACAACUGUAGCAUCUACAACCACCACAACUACACCACCUACUUCGACAACCGCUGCAGCAUCUGCUAAAAUAACUACAACUGAUACUCCUACGACAACAUCUGUAGCUCCAAUGACCACCACAACCUCCUACGACCACCACAACACCUACUUCGACAACCACAACACCUACUACGACAACCACAACACCUACUACGACAACAACUGCAGCUCCAACUACAACAACUGUAGCUCCAACGACCCCCACAACUGCAGCACCUACAAUGACAACUGUAGCUCCUACGACCACAACUACACCACCUACUUCGACAACUGCUGCAGCAUCUGCUAA